CUGACAUCAACGGGUGAGAACCUCCAAGCUAAACACACCCUUCACGCCAUACCGGAAGUGACGAACGUGAUGCAGCGCAUUGGCUGGUCAUGACAUGAUGCGAUCGCAACUGCUUGCACAUCGUAUGUGACACAGCAGCUCGCCGAAAGCAUCCCCGUCCAACCACUCGAAAGACCUCCACCUCCAACCCAGCUCCGAUGGCGGUUCACCCGCCCGGCCGCUCACGCCGCUCCGACUCCAUUCAAGUGCACGUGGCACUGGAAGAGCCGCCGCGGAAGAAGCGCAGGUACGUCAGUGAAGUCCCUUUGAGAGGAGGAAGGGGGCGAUCAGCAGGGGCGGAGAAGGAGCAGGUCACGAAUGAGGUGGACGCCGAGGAGGAUUCUGGAGAUACAGACGCGCAUGCACUGGAGAGAGCAGACACACUGGACUUGGCACAAGCGAACCAGAUGCUGGGCGACGACGGCAAUACAGCUCCUGCAAGGCGGUCAGCACCCGUUGGUCGCCCAAGACGUGAUCGGUCUGGUAGACAUGGGCGCCAGCCUGCUACGCCUCGAAUGAGAUACAGCAAUGCUGCUGCCGCUGCGGCGGCCAGUCAAGCUAGCGAUUACAAGCCGCGAGAGGAGAAGUCGUACACCGAGUUCCACGAGAACCUCGAAUUCUACAUCGGCCUGCCAAUAUUCACCGCAGAUGAGGUGGACGGCAGGACUACGAAGAAGGAUCUCAAAAUCACAUUGAACGACAGCAAAGGAUUGCCAAACGGCGACGUUGAGAUGACGGACGCUGAUACCGCCGUCGAGCCCGCCGAGAACAUCGUGACGCCUGUUAAACGCAAGCCAGGACGACCGCCACGUCGACCAGAAUCGAUGCUCCAUGGCCUGGGCUCUCCACCCGCGCCACGCAUCAUGCCCCUACCAACACACAACCCGAAAGAGCGACUCAACCUUCCCAAGCCCUCGUUUCGACAAUUCAACCAUUUCCUCCAGUACGAGGAAGACCAGAAAGAGAACAAGAUCAACUACGUCGAUCGCGGAAUGGCAAACAUUGGCUACCAGGAGAGUGAUCGGUUUGAGUUGCCCGGCAAAGCGUUGGUCAGGUACAACGAGGCCAACCAAGUUGAGGACGAAGCAGAGGUGUCACUGAGACUGGAAAGCGAUGGUCCGGCCGAAGUCAUCGCCGGUGUUCAAGUGGUUGGACGAGUGGAAUACGACAUGGAUGAACAGGACGUGGCAUGGCUGGAGGAAAUCAACGAGCAGCGCAAGACGGAAAGCCUGGAAGCCAUCAAGCCGUCGGUCUUUGAGAUCACCAUGACUCAAAUCGAAAAGGAAUACCACGCGCUGGAGAAACGCAUCCCGAAAGCACAGCCCCGGCACGCUCAAAUGCAUAGGCCGCGUUCGAGCUCGCAGGCGGCCGUUAACGGCGAUCCCAACCCGGCGGGCGAUGAGCCAGAUAGCAAAUGCGCCAUUUGCGACGACGGAGAUUGCGAGAAUGCCAAUGCCAUCAUCUUUUGUGAUGGUUGCGACCUGGCCGUUCACCAAGAAUGCUACGGCGUUCCCUUCAUUCCCGAAGGACAAUGGUUCUGCAGAAAAUGCAAAGAGAUUGGACGAGGCACGCCGACAUGCAUCUUCUGCCCGAAUGUAGACGGAGCGUUCAAGCAGACUAGCACGCUGCGCUGGAGCCAUCUGUUAUGUGCCAUCUGGAUUCCGGAGAUCACCAUCGCCAACAUCACGUUCAUGGAGCCGAUUACCGACAUCGACAAAGUCCCCAAAAGCAGAUGGAAGCUGCACUGCUACAUUUGCAACCAGAAGAUGGGCGCGUGCAUUCAAUGCGGAAACAAGAAUUGCUACCAGGCUUUCCACGUUACUUGUGCCCGUAAGGCGAAGCUGUUUCUGAAGAUGAAGUCUCCGCAUCAGCAAGGUAUUGAUCAGUCGGCGCUCAAGGCUUUCUGCGACAAACAUGUUCCCCCGGAUUGGAGGCGAACGCACGACACGGAUCAUGCGAUUGUGGAAGCAAAGCGAUGGUACAAGCACGCGAUGAAGGACCGCAAGUGGGCCGACAGCCAGAGUGCGGCGCUUGAGCUCGGCGCCCCGCCUCCACCCGACGGAGGACUGUUCAUCGAGGACCAGCAGGACGACACAAUCGCAGUCACGAAGAAGCGGCGCCAGCCAACGACGAAGAUGAAUUGGCGUCUACCCUCCGGCGCGCCCGUCAUUCCCGCGGUCGUCUUCAACACUGUUGAGGCGAGUCUCGCCCGCUUCUCCGUCCGGAAGCGUAAGGAGUUUGUGGAGAAGGCGUGCCGAUAUUGGACCCUCAAGCGCGAGGCUCGCCGGGGCGCGGCACUGCUCAAGCGCCUGCAGCUGCAGCUGGAGACGUUUUCCAGCAUGGAGAUUACGAGACGGAGCUUUGCGAGUAUGGGCGCCGCGGGCCGCCCGAGAUUGCUUCGACGGAUCGAAUUUGCAGAGAUGCUGCAGGAAGAAAUGCGCCAUCUGACUCAACUGUGCGCUCAGACGAGGGAGCGCGAGAGCUUGCGGUUGCGGGAGGUCGACGUGCUGAGAGAGCUGGUCGACACUGUUUAUUUUCCCAUUCCGGCGCUGCUGGUACCGAUUAUGCAGAAGGCCAGGAAGUUGGAUGAAAAGACGCUCUACUUCAAAGAAGGCUUCGAAGAGCUUGCGCAGCAAGUGCGCGAGCGCUUCUUCACCUCCGUCUCGGACUUUUCGCAAGAGCUUACGCGAGUGGUCGGGAAACGUCUCGCCUCUGACGCCGUGGCCGACCCGGAUCUCGAGACGAUGCGCGACCAGCUGAACGAAUCGCGAACCUCGGCACACCAUCAAACCCUGACGGCAGAACAGAAGGAGAUCAAGAAGCUGGCCAAGCGCAUCCUCCGCGCCGUUAAGGACCCGCUGGAGGAGGCGAUGAGGAAGGAAGCGGAUCUCAAAGGCAAGGAGCGGGAGGAGGAGCUGCGCAAGCUCGAUUCGAUGGGUAUCUUUGCUGGGGUGAGCAAUCCUCCGGAUGGCGAUGAGAGUCCUGUGAAGAAGGGGGCGAAACGGCGCUCUGCUUCGGAUGUCUCUGCUGCUGCUGGUGCAUCGCUCGAAGACGAAGAUGUCGAAAUGGAAGACGCCGACGACGCGGACGAGGAAGUCAUCCAUCUCAAGGUCGCGGGCAAGAACGGCACCAUUGCCAGCAACACCAAGAAGAAGUCGACACCUGCGCGCGCAUCGUCUCGGAAUCUGACAGAGGCGCCGAUCUCUCCUCCCCUCUCCACCGACGCCGCAGACGUCUUCGCCCACGGCGGCAUCCCCUGGUACCUCAAGCCUUUCGACCUCGAAGGCACGACGGUGCACGAAGAGCGCUACACGGGCCGCGAGGUGCUGCGCGCCAUGUCGGAGGAGCUGUCUGAUAUGGAUGAAGUCACGCUUACGGAGCUGGGUGUUGUGGGGGCUGGAGAUGCGGGUGCGAGUGGUGCUGGCAGUGGGAAGAGACAUGCGACGAGGGCGAAGGGGCUUGUGGAGGCUGGGGCGGAGGAAGACGAUGAGGAUGCUACUCCGGUGCAGAAGAAGGGGAAGAAGAGGGGGAGGAGUAAUCAGUGGAGUCGGUCGCGCAGGAUCCGAUAGGGGAGAGAGUAUCGUCUAUCGGUAUGCAGAGAUACUUUCCUGAGUAUGCAUCGACAAGUGAACC
This is a messenger RNA of Neohortaea acidophila, 3672 nucleotides long. Its product is annotated as PHD-zinc-finger like domain-containing protein. Lineage: Eukaryota; Fungi; Ascomycota; Dothideomycetes; Mycosphaerellales; Teratosphaeriaceae. Bases 198 to 3608 code for a protein of 1136 amino acids. The record is from RefSeq and is a predicted model, not a curated record. Gene Ontology annotation, biological process: regulation of transcription by RNA polymerase II. The transcript has 3 exons.